UGAUAAAGUGUGUAUAAUUUAUUAUUUUAAUGGAUUCUAAAACUUCCUCAGUUUUGAUCAAGUCGUUUUUUUAAUUGAUUUCACACAUGUCCACUGUCAGGGACAAUUGAACCUUUGAUAUGACAUCACACACGACUGACAAAAUUGGUGAUGUUCCAUCUAAAGCAAAGGAUAAAAAGCUUGAGUGUAUAAGAGAUGAAAAUAGAAAAUUUGACAAAGAACGUUGUCCGAACAAGACGCAAUCAGUAAUUAUACCGACAAAACAUAGUGUUAUUCAAGUAACAACAGUGGCCAAAGAAGAUGACGACGACGAUUUGUGUAUUAUGAGAAUUAAACGCUCAUGUACUGAUAAUACUUUUAAUCGGCCCCAGAUUGGAGAUGGAAGUGUUUGUGUUCGUGAUGGUUGCAAAAAUGUAGGUAGAAGUGAAACAAACGGUCAGUGCUUAGAUUGUUUUACUUCAGACAUACAGAAACGUCGACAUGGGAAGUUUAUUCCGGAUUAGCUUGAAGGAUAAUCAUAAUUGUGUACAUAUAUGGAGUACAAAUAUACAUUCAACAUAAAUAAAACUUGACGCCAUCGUUUGUUCUCUCUCUGUUAUAAUAUGUCUUGACAAGCUAUUUCUGUAUUUUUUUGGUUAUAGAUUGCUUAUUGUUAACUUUAUGGUUAGUGACCAAAUAUCAUUGUACAAUUGAGACAUAUUUUAGUAGAAUGAUAUACAUACAAGAUACAUUUAAUUCAUCUUUUUUUGUCGAUAUCAUUAUUUUUUGUUUUAAUUUCGUAUAUAUAUUUUUCGUGGUAUUGCCCAAGUCUGCAUAUGUGCCUUUAGAAAUUUAGUACUUUGUUGAAUAUUUAUAUUCUUGAUUUUUCUAAUAAUCUAAUAAUAAAUAAAUCCACAGAACAAGAUCUGUUUACAGCUGUUAUCAGUAUGAUCAUUCGUGGAUUGUGUUUAUAUUUAAAAAAAAAAAAAAAAAGAGAGGUCAUAAUAGCAAAUACCGUUUAAAAAUUUCUAUUUGGCAAAUCUUGCAUUUAAUAGUACAUUAUAAAAUGAGUUGGAAUAUGUUUCUAAGAAAAUCUUAUAACACUUAUGUGCAUUUGUGAGAAUUGUAUUAUCUAAAUAAUUGUAUGCAGUUUGUCUUUGGUUCUGAUGCGUUAAAAGCGAUUUGAUCAGCUUCUCAGUUUUUAUUAGUAAGCUCAAGCGACGGACAGUAUUGCAUAUUAUACUUUUAAAUACAUAUCUAAAUGGAUUGUAACACUUGCACUUUCUUAUGAAUCAAAGAUAAGAAACCACAACAGUCCAUUAGUUCAUAAGAAGCUUCGAAUGAAUGUUAUGCUCUAAAUAUGGGUACUGAAUCUAUAGACAUUAUCAAUUUUUAUCCGUUUGAUCAAUUAUUUGAAUUUUUAGUACUAGUGUUAUUAUGUUGAAUUUUUAAAACAAAUUAUAUGAAAACGUCACACGUAAAUAAAUAACCAUAUUAAAACAAACAA
Molecule: messenger RNA, 1486 nt
Organism: Mytilus trossulus (common blue mussel)
Lineage: Eukaryota; Metazoa; Mollusca; Bivalvia; Mytilida; Mytilidae
Exons: 3
Coding region: 120-503 (127 amino acids)
Source: RefSeq, a predicted model, not a curated record